Momordica charantia (bitter melon) is the source of this 2412-nucleotide messenger RNA. RefSeq lists its product as uncharacterized. The record is from RefSeq and is a predicted model, not a curated record. NCBI's taxonomy places the organism in Eukaryota, Viridiplantae, Streptophyta, Magnoliopsida, Cucurbitales, Cucurbitaceae. Gene Ontology annotation, molecular function: protein dimerization activity.
UGAAAAUAAAAAUUUUCAGGUCAAAUAACAGGGGAGAACCACGUGCAGAUCACGUGAAGGAAAAUGCAGCGAAUUCCGCGUUUCCCCAAACCAGUAGUCAACUAAUUUAUCGCCGUGGUAUUUCAAUUACUCGGCUCCUUCACCUCCCCCUCCGAUCAGCUGUCACUUUCUUCCCGGAUUCCGACCGGCGGGACUCUUCUCCGUCCACUUUCCGAGCUUUGGAUGAAAUCAACCCUCGAUUCCAGAUCUUCUCCUUCUCGCUGAUUCCGUCUCCUCAGGGGGGGAAUUUGUAUACCUUCUGAAAUGGUUAAGGGAUUCUACUAAUAAUAGGUUCACAGACUGUGAUACUUUCUAGAGAUAAUGGUUCGAGGAAGGGAUGCUUGUUGGGAACAUUGUGUCCUUGUCGAUGCUACGAGACAGAAGGUUCGAUGUAAUUAUUGCCUACGGGAAUUCAGUGGAGGUGUAUACAGAAUGAAAUUUCAUUUGGCUCAAAUUAAAAACAAAGAUAUAGUUCCUUGUUCUGAAGUCCCGACCGAUGUUCGGGACCAUAUUCAGGGUAUAUUAAGCACUCCUAAGAAACAGAGGACCCCCAAGAAACCAAAGUUGGACAUGGAAACUGCAACAAAUGGACAGCAACAUAGCUCCUCUGCUAGUGGUGGCAUCCAUCAUGGAUCUAGUGGACAGAAUGAAAGCAACUGCCCAUCUGCAUUCCCAUGCCCUUCACCGAGCGCACAACCACUGAUUGACAAUGGUCAAAAGCAGAAAAAGGAUGAGACUGACAAAAAAGUUGCCAUCUUUUUCUUCCAUAAUUCUAUUCCUUUCAGUGCAGCUAAGUCCUUGUAUUAUCAGGAAAUGGUGAAUGCUAUUGCAGAAUAUGGAGUAGGAUACAAAGCGCCAAGUUGUGAGAAAUUAAAAUCUACUCUUUUGGAAAAAGUGAAAGGUGACAUACAGAAUUCUUACAAAAAAUAUAGGGACGAUUGGAAAGAAACAGGCUGCACUAUCUUGUGUGAUAGCUGGUCAGAUGGAAGAACCAAGUCAUCUCUAGUAUUUUCCGUUGCGUGUUCUAAAGGAACGCUGUUUCUGAAGUCAGUCGAUGUAUCGGGCCAUGAAGAUGAUGGAACUUACCUGUCUGAAUUGCUUGAGACCGUUGUCCUUGAGGUAGGAGUGGAGAAUGUUGUCCAAGUUAUUACAGAUACAAGUGCCAGUUACAUCUACGCAGGAAGGCUUCUGAUGACCAAGUACCCUUCCUUAUUUUGGUCUCCAUGCGUUUCUUAUAGUGUUAAUAUGAUGUUGGAAGACAUUAGUAAAAUCGAGUGGAUCGGUACGGUACUGGGGGAGGCAAAGAUCAUCAGCCGGUACAUUUAUAGUCAUGUGUGGAUCUUGAAUACAUUGCGAAAAUUCACCAGCGGGAAGGAGUUGAUCAGGCCAAGAAUUAGUGGAUUUGUGACUAAUUUUCUCUCCUUGAGGUCCAUUGUGAUUCUUGAGGACAAUCUCAAGCACAUGUUUGCUCAUUCAGAGUGGCUGUCCUCAACUUAUAGCAGGCGUCCCGACGCCCAGGAAAUUGUUUCCUUGAUGUAUUUGGAUAGAUUUUGGAAGGAUGCACAUGAAGCUGUCAACAUUUCUGAACCACUUAUUAGAGUUCUGAGAAUUGUCGAUGGGGACAUGCCUGCCAUGGGCUAUAUAUAUGAAGGAAUGGAGAGGUCAAAGGUUGAAAUCAAAACAUAUUACAAUGACAUUGAGGAGAAAUAUAUGCCCAUUUGGGACAUAAUCGACCAAAGAUGGAAUUUGCAGCUUCACACGACGUUGCAUGCAGCAGCAGCGUUCCUUAACCCGUCAAUCUUUUACAGCCCAAACUUUAAGAUUGAUAUGAGAAUCAGGAACGGAUUUCAGGAGGCCAUGUUGAAGAUGGCGAUGACGGAUAAAGAUAAAUUGGAGAUCACCAGAGAACAUCCUGCAUAUGUAAAUGGACAAGGUGCUCUUGGUACUGACUUUGCAAUCUUGGGGAGAACUGUAAAUGCCCCAGGUGAUUGGUGGUCUGGGUAUGGUUACGAAAUCCCCUCGCUCCAAAGAGCGGCAAUACGAAUUCUUAGCCAACCCUGUAGUUCUUAUGGGUGUAGAUGGAACUGGGUCACGUUCGAAAGUUUGCACUCGAAGAAGCGUAAUAGAGCUGAACAGGAAAAGUUGAACGAUCUGGUGUUUGUACAGUGCAAUCUUUGGUUGCAACACAUUUGUUGGACUCGGGACAGUAAAUAUAAACCCGUUGUAUUCGACGAUAUAGAUGUAAGUUUAGAAUGGCCAACGGAAUUCGAAUCCUCGGCUCCUGUUUUAGAUGAUUCAUGGUUGGAUAAUCUACCUCUUGAAUGUAGAGGGAGCCCUUAAUAUUUUCAAGGUAAUCAGAAACAAUUGAUUGUA